AUGUUUCCAUAUCUUGAUGGUAAAACAAUGAGAGCCAGAAGCCUGGCUGCUCCAUCUGACCUGCCUCCAGAUUUUACUGCCGCCCAGGCACUGGGGCCGGACACACACCCAAAACACAUGCAGGAAAAGUAUGACGUGUUCGAUGAUUGCUGUGAUCCCACCACACUGACUGCAUUAUUCACCACCUACGGUGGCUACAAGUCCAAAUGGGAGUGA
This is a messenger RNA of Protopolystoma xenopodis, 216 nucleotides long. The record is from the annotation of a GenBank genome assembly. Lineage: Eukaryota; Metazoa; Platyhelminthes; Monogenea; Polystomatidea; Polystomatidae.